Postia placenta MAD-698-R-SB12 is the source of this 1283-nucleotide messenger RNA. RefSeq lists its product as hypothetical. Gene Ontology annotation, molecular function: manganese ion binding. Gene Ontology annotation, cellular component: cell wall. The coding region runs from base 52 to 1128 and encodes 358 amino acids. The record is from RefSeq and is a predicted model, not a curated record. The transcript has 8 exons. Lineage: Eukaryota; Fungi; Basidiomycota; Agaricomycetes; Polyporales; Adustoporiaceae.
CUUUACGACUGUAGCCUACUUCAAUUCUAGUUUCUUAAAUUUGUCGCAAUAAUGUUGGCAUCCUCUCUGCUAGCCCUGGCCUUCGCCACUGCAGGCGCGCUCGCUCAGACGACUGCUACUGCGUCUCUGGUUCAAGAGCUCGAGUUGGCUACUGACCACGUCGACCGCAUCGCGGAUCUGCCUCAGGAUUCUGAGUUUGUUUUUGACUUCUUGAAUCCACCAGGCGGAGUGGUUCAAGGUGCUGCAGGUCAUCUUGUUCUUGCCUCUGUCAGCGACUUCCCUGCUUUGGUCGGCAACGGUAUUGCCUUGUUGGCGGGCUUCCUCGGACCCUGCGGGAUGAACACCCCUCAUAUGCAUCCCCGGGCGACCGAGUUCCUGUAUCAAGUCAAUGGCUCCAUCCAGUCCGGCAUGCUGACAGAGACUGGUUCACGCUUCAUCAUGAACAACGUUACUGCGGGUAAGGCGAUGAUUUUGCCUCAGGGCUCGAUCCACUUCCAGUUCAACGAUAACUGCGAGCCUGUGCAGUUUGUUUCCGCGCUGAACUCGGAGGAUCCUGGCACUUUGCUAGCCGCUCAGGGCCUCUUCGGCUUGCCUCCAAGCAUCGUUGCAGCGUCCCUGGGCGAAAUCGGUGUAGAAGAAGUUGCUGGCCUCGCUGAAAAGAUUCCCGACGACGUCGCGUUCGGGUCCGCAGAGUGUAUCCAGCGCUGCGGUAUCAACAUCGGCGUCCAGCCCACCGCCGAGCAAGUUCCCCGUGUCUCGGCGAACGCGCUCCCCACCGGAUCCGCAUGGACCUCCAAGGCCACCUCCACGUCGACGAACUACAGCCGCAGCAUCCUCGGCGCCGUCGCGGACCCGUCGAACCUCUCGGCGACCCACGCGACGACGCAGCCCGUCACCAUCGCGCUCAUCGCCGUCGUUAGCGUCCUCGGCCUCGGCUACGUCGUGCUCGGCGCCAUCUUCUUCGUUAACCGCCGCAAGCGCGGUGAGAAGUCGUUCAUCCGCCCCGACAUGAAAGGCCGCUCGCUCGUCCCGACCCUCGACCACGACAAGUUUGACGCGUCCGCGGGGCCAUACGACCCCAUGGCCGCUUCUUCUUCUUUCGUCCGCCCGGAGCGCGGUGAUGCGUAAACUAUGUCUCUGAUGCAUUCUGUGUCCCCAGUCCUGUAGAGGUUGUGUGGCGAGAAACUUACGUUCUGUUAUUCACUUACGGACUUUACUUACGACCCCUGACUGUAUCCGUACCUCCUGCGUCUGCUUAACCUCCUUGGGCAAUGCUACUCCUC